Messenger RNA from Ctenocephalides felis (cat flea), 3252 nucleotides. Its product is annotated as contactin-like. The record is from RefSeq and is a predicted model, not a curated record. Gene Ontology annotation, biological process: cell-cell adhesion. The transcript has 18 exons. Lineage: Eukaryota; Metazoa; Arthropoda; Insecta; Siphonaptera; Pulicidae. Gene Ontology annotation, molecular function: protein binding. Bases 78 to 3179 code for a protein of 1033 amino acids.
GUCACUCAAGUAAACUGCAGCAUUAUAUAUAUGCUACUCGAGAAUUAGACUUUGGAAUUGAUAUUCCUGAUAAAAAAAUGAUUCCUAUGGGUCCAGUUUUUGUAAGACAGCCCGAAGAUACUAUAUUUGAUAUAACUAAAAAAAAUAUAUCGGGUGGUGUAACUUUGAGCUGUUUAGCAGUUGGUUAUCCCACCCCAACCUACGAAUGGUUUAAGCAGGAAUUUGUUAAUGAUAAUUUAACAUCAUAUAAAAUUGAACCUCUCUUAAAUAACAAGUACACAGUCAGUGGUGGGAAUUUAAUUAUACAUGAACCAAAAAAAUUAACCGACAGAGGAAACUAUCAUUGCAAGGCCUCAAAUAAAUUUGGGUCCAUAUUAUCGAACACUGUUGAAUUAUCAUUUGGUUAUAUUUUGGAGUUUAAUUUGAAAAGACAAGGUGAACGAGGAGAUGCAAAUUUUGGCAAAGCAUUAUAUUGUGAUCCUCCACAGCAUUAUCCAGGUGUCAAAUAUUAUUGGGCAAGAGAUUAUUUCCCAAAUUUUGUAGAAGAAGAUCGUCGUGUAUUUGUAAGCGAUGAUGGAGCAUUAUAUUUUUCAGCUCUUGAAACAAUUGAUAGAGGAAAAUAUAGUUGUACAGUUCAAAGUAAAGUUUCAGAUACAGGAAGGAAUGGACCAUUUUUUGAUCUCCAAGUUCUCCCUCAUUCUAAUUAUCAAAUACUGCUAUUUCCAAAUACGUUCCCUAAGUCGUUUCCUGAAGCUCCUAUUGCUGGACAGCAAGUUAGAUUAGAAUGCAUGGCUUAUGGAUACCCGGUUCCGACUUAUAACUGGACAAGACUAAAUGGUGAUUUACCUAAAAAUGCUUAUUUCCAAAGUUAUAACAGAGUGUUGAUAAUUCCUAACAUCACAAUACAAGACAAAGGUACAUAUGAAUGUACAGUUAAAAAUGAUAGAGCAAAAUUGUCUAAAAAGUUAGAUCUGGUGGUGCAGAGUUACCCUGUAUUCAACAUACCGUUGGAAAACAUGAUCAUGGAUAUUAAGAGUGAAUUGAAUUGGUUAUGUGAAGUAAUUGCUUACCCAAAUGCCAACUAUACUUGGUAUAAAAAUGGACAACUACUAGAUAUGGAUACUCUACAUGAAUUGGACAGGGACAGAUAUCAUAUUCAGGAUAACAUAUUGAAUAUAAAAUACUUGGAUCCAACAAGAGAUAAUGGAAUGUAUCAGUGCAAAGCAACAAAUCAGUUAAAAGCAGUAUAUUCCAGUGCACAACUUAAAGUUAUAACUCUUAAGCCUACGUUUAAGAAACAUCCAAUGGAAAGCGAAACUUAUGCCACAGAGAAUGGAAAUACUACUAUAAAAUGCAAUCCUGAGGCAGCACCCAGGCCUAAGAUUAUCUGGAAGAAAGAUAACAUUGUAAUAGGCAGUGGUAAUAGAAGAGUAAUAUUGCCUAAUGGAAACUUAGUAAUUAGUCCAACCCAUAGGGAUGAUGAAGGAUUAUACACUUGUGUAGCACAAAAUCCUUAUGGUUCUGCUGAAAGCAGAGGAAGACUCAUUGUAUUGCGUGAACCUCAAUUUACUCUGAGAUUGCCUCAACAGUUAAGAACUCAAGUGAACAUGAACAUAAGUUUAUUGUGUGAGGUUUACUAUGAUGAUUUGCUCGACAUCGCUUUUAUUUGGACACACAACGGAAUACCGAUGCAAGAUUUUAUGUACAACGAGCGCAUAAUCAUUGAUGGUGGCAAUUUGACCCUGAUCAAUUUAACACUUCCUGAUAGUGGACAAUAUGAAUGCAUAGCCAAAUCUGCAGUUGGGCAAAUAUCAUCUAAAACUGUGCUAUAUAUUGAUGGCCCUCCAGGACCUCCUGGUGGAAUUAAAGUAGUGAAUAUAUUAAAGUCAUCUGCUUUACUUCAGUGGACAGAAGGAAACAGUAAUGGUCCUCCAAUACAGUAUUACAAUGUGUAUGGAAGAACUAAUUGGAAUGAAACAUGGCAAUUGAUAGCUGAAUAUAUCAAAGGAAAUGAGAUUGGUCGGUAUAAUGGUAGGAAAGAAGCAUCAGUAAAUGGCUUGACACCUUGGUCUGUGUACGAGUUUAAAGUUGUUGCCAUCAAUAGUCUUGGUCCAGGAACUGACAGUAAACCUAGUCCUUUGUAUAGCACAGAUAGUGACAAACCUUAUAUUGCACCAAGAAAUAUUGGUGGAGGCGGUGGAAAAAUUGGAGAUUUAACUAUCACGUGGGAUGCUUUGAAACCUCAAGAGCAGAAUGGUAAAGGUAUUCAUUAUAAAGUAUUUUGGAAAAGACAUGAAGGUGAAUCAGAAUUUCAAACAGAAGUACUGAAAAAGGCUGGCAAUAUUAAUUCAGCGGUAGUUAAUGUUCCAUCUAUGUAUUAUUAUACAAAAUAUGAUGUCAAAGUUCAGGCAAUCAACAACGUAGGAUUUGGGCCUGAGAGUGACGUUCAUACAAUUUAUUCUGCAGAAGAUAUGCCUCAAGUCGCUCCUCAACUGGUUGUUGCCAGAAGUUACAAUUCCACUGCUUUGAAUGUUACCUGGAAUCCUAUUAAUUUGUCCAGAGAGACAAUAAGAGGCAAAUUGAUUGGCCAUCGUCUUAAAUAUUGGAAAAAAGACAACAGAGAAGAAGACAGUGUUUAUUAUUUGAGCAGAUCUACACUAAAUCAUGCUUUAAUCGUUGGUCUAUCUCCAGAUACAUAUUAUUUUGUGAAGGUGAUAGCCUACAAUUCUGCCGGGGAAGGUCCUGAGAGUGAAAGAUAUUUGGAACGCACAUUCAGAAAAGCUCCUCAGAAUCCACCUUCAAGUGUACAUGUUUAUGGAGUCAAUCCAUCAACAGUUCGGGUUGUUUGGCGUUAUGUUGCUCCCAGUCAGGAGGAAGAGCCUCUUAUUGGAUAUAAGAUUCGAGUAUGGGAAACUGAUCAAGAUAUGUCCACAGCAAAUGAUACUGUUAUUUAUAUUGGUGAUAAACUGGAAUCAUAUGUGGAAGGAUUAACUCCGGGCAAGGCUUAUAAAAUGAGAGUCUUAGCUUUCAGUAAUGGUGGUGAUGGCAGAAUGUCCAGUCCUACUUUGAAUUUUCAAAUGGGUGAUGCUGCAGCAUUUAGAAGUUCAGCCAAUGGUUUUGAGUACUCAAACAUAAUGAUUCUGUUUAGUGCAAUUCUUAUUUCAGUCAGCAGAUUAUAAGGUCAUAAUUUUUUGUUAUAUUAACUAACUCAUGUUAUUAGGUUUUUACAAUUUCUAAUAGUUUUGAAUUAUG